GUAGAAAAGCAGUAGAAAAAGCAGCGAUCGGAAGGCGGAGAAGGGCUAAAAAAAAGGGGGGGGGCGAGACAUGGAUUCCGGGGAGCCAGAGAGGGUCUUGCAGCAGUUUUAUGGGGAGCACGCCUUCCUCUUAGGAGACAAAGACUGGACGGUGAAGAAGAACUGCUUUGUCGUCAAAACGGCGGUGGAGAAGAUGGUGAAGUGGGCCUAUGAAUCCAGCACGGGGCUGUACCCCGGGGACCCCGUCCUGGUGGGCAGCUACCGGGAAGGCUUGCACCUUCAAGUGGCCGGGCGUUCCAACGACUUCGACUUCCUCAUCCCGGUGCGGUAUAACCCCCGCUUAGCUCUCGUCAGCGGGAGCGUCCCAGAGGACCUGGGCGGCUACAAGCAGAAGCUCCCCACCUAUAUCUUCCGGGAGGGAGGGCUGCCCGUCCUCCGCAGCGGGACCAAAAUCCUCGUCGACCUGGAAGCCCUGGGGGAAACUUACGUGCAAGUCUUCUGCGAGAAGCAAAAGACCCGGAGGGAGGGGGGAAGUGAUGAUGACGAGGAGGAUGACGACCUCGAUUUGGAUCGACUAGAGGAGUGCGAGGAGAGCCUUGAGCACCACAACCUGGACCCUGUUGAAAUCUUGAGAGACUUUCACCAUCAUGUAGAAAUUGCUUUGAAUCCAGAAUACUUCCACCCUCGCCAAAAUGACCCCGUGUUUCAGCGGAGACUCUUCCCCUCCCGAGUUCCAAAGAUUGACCAAAGGAUGAGAGAGAACAUCACGUUGGAGGCCUUGGAUCGAGAGGGCCCAGCUAUCCGGUUGAAAUUCAAUGAUGGGAUCGAAACAGUAUCCGUGAAGCUGGUACCCGCCAUCCAGGGAGCCAUCCAGUUCUCCCACCAAGGUGUGAGGGAAGAUCUGGCUCACCUUUCUGACUGGUGGGAUGGAGACCUGGUGGAUGAAAAGAGCAGCUUUAUCCGGAAAGCAGCAGCUGUUCAUGAAGCUGGACCAGAACUGGUGGCCAAGGGAGGAUUUUGGAGACUCUCUUUCAGCCAGGCUGAGGCCAUGAUUCUGGAAGAUAUUGAUGCUGAUGGGGGACACAGGAAGGAAGCUUUGAGACUGCUGAAGUUUGUGAACAUGACCAGGUGGACACCAGAGUAUGGCAAAAUCUUGACUUCCUAUCAUCUCAAGACCAUUUUGCUGUGGUGCUGCGACAUCUCUCCUCAAAAAGCCCCAUGGGAGACACUCUUCUCCUCACUGCAGACCCUCCUGAGGCUCAUACGUUAUACUGUCAUCAAGGGAAACCUUCCUCAUUACUUCCUGGUGCCCGUCAACCUCUUCAACAGAUACUACAAAUCCAGUAACCCCAUCUACAGGUCUUUAGCGUUAGAAGCCCUGCGUCGGGAGACUGAAGUGAUGCUGGCUGACCCUGUGGGGUACCUCAUGCCAGAGCGUGAGCCACAAGACCACAGUGCCAAUGAAGAAUAUGAGGAGAAGAUGGCGGCCAUCAAGGAGUUCAAGGAAAAGUAUCAGGAAGAGCUAAAGGAGCUGAAGACAAUGGAAGAUGAGCAUUUGUAUGAAGAGAUAGAAACAAUUGAGGGUGUAGAAGCCGAGCCAUCUCUGAGGAAUUCAAGAUCUACAUGAGCAUUUUCCCACCCCGACACAAUUUUUCCACAGCUGUUUAAUUAUUUUGUAUUCUUGGUAUUGGGUGAGAAGACUUCAGGCCUUGUGAUGGCACAGGCCAAAAACUGAAAUCACGUGGACAAGGCUGAACAAAAAUCAUAGUGGGGUUUCAAACGGCCAAAAUACCAUCAGCAACUUCCUGCCACUCUAGGAAGAGCAACCUUGAUGAACCUGAAACUCUCUGGAUAUGUUGGACUACAACUCCCAUCAGUCUCUGGCCAAAGAGGAGAAACCAGAUUUAAGUCCCUGCACAGCUGCAAAGUUCAGUGUCUAAGAUCAUGCGUGUCAGCUUAACUCACCUCAACAGGACUGUUGUGAAAGUAUGGAAGGAAUCAUGUCUUGAACCUUCUCUCUCCCUCAAAGGAAGGAUGAGAAAGGGGCUAUAAAUACAUUUACACUUUGUUUUUAGUAUUUAAAAAAAUUACACAGUUUCAAUGCACUUAAUUAGAAAUACAUUUAACAUC
Messenger RNA from Pogona vitticeps (central bearded dragon), 2130 nucleotides. RefSeq lists its product as uncharacterized. NCBI's taxonomy places the organism in Eukaryota, Metazoa, Chordata, Lepidosauria, Squamata, Agamidae. The record is from RefSeq and is a predicted model, not a curated record.